AUGGCCUCCAACCCACCUUCCUACACGUCGUCUGGCUCUGUGUCCCGCUCGAAGACCUCACGAGACGACAUUCGGUCGUUGGCAGACGAGAUGCUGAAAGCGUCGCUGACCCGCGGCGCCGCCUCGCCUGCGUCGGUAUCUUCCUUGCCACCCUCCUACCUCCACCCUACAACCCCGGCAUUCCCACCUUCAUCCCGGCCUCCCAAUCAUGCCGACAUGUUGAGCAGUAAGAGAAAUUCCGGUGCCGCCCGCCCGCCAAUCCUAGGGUCGGCUUCGUUCAUCCGUGACAGCAUCACCCGCGACUUCAAAAGCACUAGUGUCAACAGCUCGUCGUCCACACUCUCCAUAUCGGCUGCCGAUGCCAAGGCUCGGGUUCACCAUCUACAGCGGCAAGUGGAGUUGGCUAAGGCCGAUAUGCCACAUCGGCAGACAGGACGACUAUUUAAAGCAGCGUGCUCAACCGACCUACUGUUCCUCAUGGAUACCACGGGGUCCAUGUAUGACUAUAUCAAUGCUGCUAAAGAGCAGGUGAAGAGCAUUGUAGCCGACAUCAAAAAGACAUUUUUCAACGAGCCCGACGUACGUGUUGCGGUGGUGAGUUACAAGGACCACUGUGACCACCCUAAUAUCGAGUUCCUCGACUUCACGCCGUCAACUGAUCAAGUUUUCAAAUUCCUAAGUCGUUUGAACGCCACUGGUGGAGCGGACGCCCCCGAAGAUGUGCUCGGUGGCGUGCACCAGGCGCUGAACGCAUCGUGGAAGCAGCAAACGCGUUGUAUUAUCCACAUUGCAGAUGCACCACCACACGGUGCCGGCGUAUUGAACGACCUUGGUGCGGGCUCAGAUGACUACCCUCACCCCGGGAGUGAGCCGCACGGCCUUACAUAUAAACCACUCCUUAAACAGUUGAUCCAACUCAAUACCAACUACGCGUUGCUCCGCAUCAACAGUUCCACAGACCGCAUGGCCUUGGUCUUCGCCCAGGCUUAUGCCGCCUCUGGUGCCGACGUCAAGCUUCUCCCGUCCAACCGGUAUUCCAGCGAAGUGAAUGGCAAGUACCCUAAAAGUCGCAGUGACCUUUGGAGUGGAGCAAGUAAGAAGCAUGCCGAUCUCCAGUUUGAGGAGAUGGAGCUUGGCACGACGUACGCACAGCUCCAGCAUUUGGUGGUUAGGACCGUCGCUGCGUCUGUUUCUCGCACGGCGGGUCGUAUGUCCCUGGCACUGACCACCCCACCGAAGCUUAGUGCUAUUAGCAGGACAAGAACGAAAAUAGCUACCGAUCUUACCGCUAUCCGGGAGGAUGAGGGCAGCGGCGAGAGCGUUAGGGAGAUAUAUCUCGAGAGAGACCCACCGCAGUGGGACACACCUGGCUGGCUCAACAAGACGCUGACGGUCGAAGGGUUCUUUCACGACCUAGUGAUACAAAGCGCCAACUCGCUCAACGAGAUGAUGAACGCCGAUGAGAACAUCAAGCUGAGCGUUGCACAACUCACCAUCCAUGUACGGUCGAAGCCUUUUGCCGAAGGCUCGGUGCGCGUCGCUUCUUAUGCCCGCACAUCAGCCUCGACAUGCAAGUUCGUGGUCAAGACUUUUAAAGAGGACUGCAAGACGCUCGCGCACCUCGCAGAGGAUAUGCGCAUCCAAGCUCUUUGCAAAGCCUUCGCUCUCGAGUUCAACAGUCUCCUGAAAAUCGAGCCCCCGAUUGACUUUAUUGUUACGACGUGCCUACAGAGCAAGUCGGAAGGCGGCUGCCUAUCGCUUGAGCCGUACAUCGAGGGGGAAUACGUCAAGUAUAACAGCAACAGCAUGUUUGUGAAAGAGGAUCCUCCCGAUGACCCCGACCCAUUCAACCAGAUAGCACAGGCCUUCUCGCACUUCACCUUCGAGCGCUCAUGGGGCCACUUCCUCGUGAACGAUCUGCAGGGAGUAGGCCACCUCCUAACCGACCCAUCCAUCCAAACCCGCGACCACGAAAGGUUCAAGCUGGCAGACACGAACCUCAAUGAAGAUGGCUUCAAGUUCUUCUUCGCCGCGCACAAAUGUAAUUCCACCUGCCACAAGCUCGGGCUUAAGAGCAACAGCGGGAUGGUAAUCUCAAGCCAUUUCACAUUUCGCGAGUUCUGGCCCACCGUUGAACCCACGGUGUGCUGCUCCAACAAGUUCUGCUGCCGGAUCAUCCAUCUAGCUAGCGCCCAUAAGUCCGAUGCGUUCCCGGGCCACCACUGGUGUGAUGCGUGCUGGGUGCAGCUGCAGGCGUCCAUGGACCUCUGGAUUUGCGCCGCCCCUGGUCCGAACCAUGAGUUUCAUAUGAACAAGUUCUUUUAUGAGUCUCAGGGUCAAUUGCCGCCUCACAGGUGUCCAGAACACCGUGAAAGAGACAAGAGUGUGUCGAGUGCGGCGCUGCUGGGUGGGAGCUUGUGGAAUAGGAUGAAGGUUGAGUCCAAGAGAAGGUCGAUUUCUGGGAGGAGCUGGUGA
Molecule: messenger RNA, 2475 nt
Organism: Rhinocladiella mackenziei CBS 650.93
Lineage: Eukaryota; Fungi; Ascomycota; Eurotiomycetes; Chaetothyriales; Herpotrichiellaceae
Exons: 1
Coding region: 1-2475 (824 amino acids)
Biological process (GO): peptidyl-threonine phosphorylation
Cellular component (GO): cytoplasm
Molecular function (GO): protein serine/threonine kinase activity; ATP binding
Source: RefSeq, a predicted model, not a curated record